Molecule: messenger RNA, 381 nt
Organism: Durusdinium trenchii
Lineage: Eukaryota; Dinophyceae; Suessiales; Symbiodiniaceae
Source: the annotation of a GenBank genome assembly
AUGGUACGGUCUCUGACCAUUGUGCUGAUGGCGCUUUGCUGCGUGCUGUGCCGCGGCGAGGAGCCCGGCGAACCGGGCCUCGCGCGCGCGGAACUGGAAGAGUCUGCUUCAUCCCUGCGGGGGAGCGGUGAACAGAUGAGGGCCGGCAGCGCUGCCGUGGAUGAGGGGCCUGCCAAAGCAGCCGAUGCGGAAGACGCGGAAGACGUGGAAGAUGAAGACGACGUGGCUUCAGCCAGCAAAGAUUCAGAGACCGAAGCUGAAGACCCGAGGACCGAACCGUCGUCUGGGAACUCUGGCGAUGCUCCGGCCACGGCCGGAGCUGAGAAGAAGUCCAAGUCUGCUUAUCCAAAGGAAAUUAUCAUUAUCCCAUUGGCCAGGUGA